UCCUGUGCUCCAGGAGGGAGGAAGGAAGGACAUGUCUAUCUUCACCGAGGAGGAGUCUGCCGCUUGAUUUCCAGUAGCUGCUGCCUGGCCACCGCCUUCUUUUCUACUCUCCCCCCUCCCUUCCUAUCCUGUCCUCCUCACCCUCCUCCUCCUACUCCUCCUCAGCAACUACUGCAGCAGCAGCAGCCUCCCGGUGCCUCCCGGAUCCAUGAAGAAAGCCCCUCAGCACGGCACCGCCUCCGCCACGAUGGACCAUAAGCUAUUAACUGCGUUGUUGUGUUGAUAUCGAGAUAUUUCAGUUAUCAAAUAUGAAUCAUGCAUUUGAUAUUUCUGGCCACUUUGCUCGUCAGCAUCCUCUCGCCUUGGCUUCAUCUAUCACUAGCGUCAUCCGCUUCUCAAGGAGUCGAGGACAAGGUUGAGAGGGACGCAGUGCCGGCUCUGCUGAAGCAACAGGCAACUGCAGCACCUGCUCCAGACAACAGAACACAGCAUGCAGUAGAGCAUGUGAUCACCUACCCCUCACGGUUAAUCUACUACCUGAACGAGGACUCGGAGAGUACCUACCAUGACCUGGACACACGGACCAAGACUCAAGGCACAGAGGGCCAGGCUGUCCAUCUUGCCCAGGCUAGUUUCCAGUUAGAGGCAUUUGGCACAAGAUUUGUUCUGGAUCUAGCACUGAACAAUGACUUGCUGUCUUCGGAUUAUGUUGAGAUCCACUUUGAGGGGGGCAAACCUGUUACGUCAAAGGGUGGGGAGCACUGUUACUACCACGGCCAGGUGAGAGGGAACGACAACUCCCAUGCGGCCUUAUCUACCUGCAACGGGCUGCACGGGAUGUUUGACGAUGGAGUCUUCAUGUAUCUAAUUGAGCCUUUACAGCAGGCCCACUCAAUCGAUACAGCUGCAAGGCCUCACAAACUAAAGAGAGCAGCCUCCUUUAACUGGAAUGAUGAUUCUGAGGAACAGGGUAAAGUUGAUGAGGAGCAGCUCUUCUCUGAGCUCGAUGACUUGUCCUGGCUGAGGCGCAGGAAAAAGCGAGCAAUGCCUCGCAGUGUAUUUGAGGAGAUGAAGUAUUUGGAGGUCAUGAUUGUCAGUGACCACAGUAUGUAUAAACGACACAAGACCAAACAGCACACGAGGAAUUUUGCCAAAUCAGUGGUGAACCUUGUGGAUGCUAUCUUCAAAGAGCAGCUUCAUACACGUGUGGUGCUCGUUGCUGUGGAGAUCUGGACCGACAAGGAUCAGAUCCCCAUCAGUGUGAGGCCGCUGGAAAUGCUGCGGGAUUUUGCCAAGUACCGGCAGCAGAGCAUCAAGCACCAUGCGGAUGCUGUUCAUCUCAUUUCGAAUGUGACCUUCCACUACCGCAGGAGCAGCGCUGCAUACUUUGGAGGCAUGUGUUCUGUGAGCCGUGGAGUCGGGGUCAAUGAGUAUGGCACCAGCUUAUCCAUGGCAGGGUCUUUGUCCCAGAGCCUGGCUCAGAACCUGGGCAUCCAGUGGGACCCAGCAUCCAAGAGAAAGGAAUGCGGUUGUGCUGACUCUUGGACUGGCUGCAUAAUGGAAGACACAGGGGUCCAACAUCCUCGCAGAUUCUCCAAAUGCAGCAUCGCAGACUACAAAGAGUUCCUCCUUAAGGGUGGAGGCUCGUGUCUGUUCAACAGGCCAACCAAGCUGUUUGAGACAACAGAAUGUGGUAACGGAUUUGUGGAAGUGGGAGAGGAGUGUGACUGUGGGGCCAGAUCGGAUUGCUACAAAGAAUGCUGCAAGAAGUGCUCGCUCUCUAAUGGGGCACACUGCAGUGAUGGCCCAUGCUGCAAUAACACAUGUCUGUUUUAUCCACGAGGUUACAGUUGCCGCUACGCUGUAAAUGACUGUGAUAUCUCAGAGACUUGCUCUGGGGACUCUGGACAGUGCCCACCCAACCUUCAUAAGCAAGAUGGUUACUUGUGCCAGGUCAAUCAGGGUCGCUGCUACACUGGAGAGUGCAAAACCAGAGAGAACCAGUGUAAAUACAUCUGGGGGUCGAAGACUGGAGGCUCAGAGAAGUUCUGCUAUGAGAAGCUAAACACGGAAGGGACAGAAAAGGGCAACUGUGGGAAGGAAGGAGAAAAAUGGCUCCAGUGUAGCAAACAUGAUGUGUUCUGUGGUUACCUUUUGUGUUCCAACAUUGGCCGCAACCCACGCAUAGGAAUGAUAAAAGGAGACAUUACCCCUACAAUCUUCAACCAUCAAGGCAGGCUGAUAGACUGCAGUGGAGGCCAUGUCCUUUUGGAUGAUGAGAGUGAUUUAGGCUACGUGGAGGAUGGGACUCCCUGUGGGCCGUCAAUGAUGUGCCUUGACCGCAAGUGUCUGCCCAUCCAGUCACUGAAUAUGAGCACCUGCCCCACUGGACCUAAUGGACAGGUGUGCUCUGCCCAUGGGGUGUGCAACAAUGAAGCCACAUGCACCUGUGACACCACCUGGGCGGGGACAGACUGUAGCAUGCCUGACCCACCGAAAGAGCCUGAGGCCACUCAGGAAGAAGGAAACAAGGGUCCUAGUGCCACCAAUCUAAUAAUAGGCUCCAUCGCCGGAGCCAUCCUUGUGGCUGCCAUAGUGCUGGGGGGGACUGGAUGGGGCUUUAAAAAUGUGAAGAAACGGCGAUACGACCCCAACGCCACAGCCAUUUAACCCAAGGAGAGAUGGCAAUCACAGACGGACUCCUCCAAGGCUUCCUUAGUUGGCUACCUGACAGCUGGACUGCACUUAUUGCUGCUGAUUUUUGGCAUUAGAUUUACUUGAAAAUGACAUAGUGGACAUUUUAAUAAAUUCCAUCGUAGUUACAUUAGAAUUGCAGCCUUUUCAACUCCACCACACCCAUGUAACAAAACCACAACCCCACCCCUGAUCUCUAGAGUGACAGAGCUCCUCUUCCAUCCUUUAGUGCCAGUGCACAGGCGUUCAGGCGGAACUCACACCACUCUCUCACCUGGCAUGAUUAUCUGCACACAGCGUGCUGCUUGCUGGCCCCCCUGGCAUGAAGAGCCCCCUCAGCAGGACUCUGCAUGGCUACGAAAAGCUAUGAAUAUACCGCAAAAAAAAACUUACAAAGAGAAAAAAAAAACGUAAUAACCUUCUGCAGGAGACAGCCUUGUUUUGAACCAAACCCAGUGACAAAGCCGGUUAAAGCUCCUAUAGUUCACUUUAAGGUGCUGUAGAUGAUAAAGGGGGCUGCAUGUGAGGACCCAUAAGGGCAGUGCAUUUCACACAGUGAAUGUACACAUACACACAACCUGUACAUAAAUAAGGAGACCAGGUUUGGAAUAAACAGCAUAUUUUACAAGGACAUCAAUUGCUUUUGUUUUUUAUCUUCGCAUGUUGUAUAGCGGGUGUUUUUGGCAAUGUUAUCGAAAAAAGUGCAAUUGGGAUUAUGGCCAAAAUUGUAGUUGCACGCUGCACUAAGCCUCCUGUGAUCAUCUGGGCGGAGGUCAAAGGAUAGAUUCACCGCAGCAGGGCAAGGUGGUUGUGGUGUCGAGGAGAAGCAUGUCAGUUCUAGAAGAUUCAGACUGACAUCCCGUCAGAUUAAAGUCACAAGAAUCCCGCCCCUCCCCGAAGUAUCCCAAACAGUGACUCAAAAGCCAAAGAACCAAUCACCAGAACAUAUGGAUGUUGUUGCACACAGAGCACUUUCCCCUCUGUCUGCAGCCAGUGGUGCCUCUCCUACUGCUGAGGGCAUGAAGUCUGUCUAUGCAGGCACUCACCUGUCCAGCCAGGUCUCACGUAACAGUCCUCAUCAACACCCACUAUACUGGCUUAACCUUUUUGCUCUCAUAAACUCUUAGCAGAAAUCAAGUUCAGCUCUACUGGAAACGCUGCAUGCAAUCACUAUAGUGGGCUUAUAAUUCUAUAUGGGAGUCCCCAAAAUCCGCAAGAAAAAUAUGCUACAAAAGAUAGGUGCAUGUCAACAACAAAAGAACAUUUAACUUUUAUUUACUAUGCAAAGAGAGAAAUUGCACAAAAGUAUGGGUAAUAAUAAUAAUGUAGACUUUGAAUUACAGAAACCUCUGCUAAUCAGCUAAUCUUUUGUAUUUGGCCACUCCCACGUCUCGUUUCACUUCGCUUCAACAUACUCAAACUAUCAAUGGACUAAUAAAAAAGAACUGAAUUAAUAUUUCCAAUGACAAAUCGAGAGAGCACCCUUUUACAUCUGUGGAACUGAGAAUCAUUUUUGUGUGUUUUUCAUCUGAUCUGAUAUUUUUAAUCACAUACAUGCACAAACACAUACACUAAAACACUGUAUGGUGCCUGUGCAUAUUGAGGACUGAAAAGUUUCCUUUUGCAGGGCUUUUAUUCCCAGUCCAGCUGAUAGUUGGUGUGUUCCAGGUGCUGCCAUAGCACUGGCAUCGUUGUAAUCCUCCAUGUAACUCAUUGUCUGGUGUCCCUCUCUCACUGCAUCAUGUACAGUUGGACCGAUGAAUAAACUAUUGACAAAUUUUA
Molecule: messenger RNA, 4476 nt
Organism: Notolabrus celidotus (New Zealand spotty)
Lineage: Eukaryota; Metazoa; Chordata; Actinopteri; Labriformes; Labridae
Gene: adam23b
Product: disintegrin and metalloproteinase domain-containing protein 23
Exons: 26
Coding region: 316-2670 (784 amino acids)
Biological process (GO): proteolysis
Cellular component (GO): presynaptic membrane
Molecular function (GO): metalloendopeptidase activity
Source: RefSeq, a predicted model, not a curated record